Molecule: messenger RNA, 3986 nt
Organism: Rhincodon typus (whale shark)
Lineage: Eukaryota; Metazoa; Chordata; Chondrichthyes; Orectolobiformes; Rhincodontidae
Product: CLK4-associating serine/arginine rich protein
Exons: 22
Coding region: 246-2174 (642 amino acids)
Source: RefSeq, a predicted model, not a curated record
GAAGUUGUGUGCGCGGUCAGACACAAGGGGGGAGGAGAGGAGAAAAGAUGGCGGAGAGUUGGUAGAGCUUUGCACCAGGUUGAAUGCCACUACUCACUACCUGUCUUUUCACCUUCAGCAGAGCUGCUCUGUGCCUCUUGUACAAGUGAAGUGAGUGAGUAAUGUUUUUACAAGGACACACAAACGUUUAAGGGAUUGGGACAACUUGCUAUUUUGUGUAACUUGUGUCACGUUAAGAAUCCAGGAUGUGGCAUGAGGCUCGGAAACACGAGCGGAAACUGCGCGGGAUGAUGGUGGAUUACAAGAAACGGGCUGAGCGACGCAGGGAGUACUACGAGAAGAUAAAAAAAGAUCCAGCGCAGUUUCUGCAGGUGCACGGUCGAGCAUGUAAAAUUCACCUGGAUUCUGCCGUGGCCCUUGCUGCAGAGAGCCCUCUCAACAUGAUGCCCUGGCAGGGUGAUACAAACAACAUGAUUGAUCGGUUUGAUGUUCGGGCUCAUCUGGAUUACAUCCUGGAGUACACCCCACCUUUCCUGAGCGCUCUCUCUCCAGAACAUGACAAUGAUGAACGGAAGUGUAAUUACGAGCGGUACAGAGGUCUGGUGCAGAAUGAUUUUGCAGGCAUUGCUGAGGAGCAGUGUCUGUACCAGAUCUACAUUGAUGAGCUGUACGGGGGCAUGCAGAAACCCAACGACGAUGAGAAGAAGAAACUGGCAGAAAAGAAAGCUUCCAUUGGCUACACUUACGAUGACAGCUCAGUAACCACAGAUGAAAAGAUCGAGGAGAGGGACGAAGAUGAAGAGGAAGAUUCAGAUGAGAAGAGUGACUCGGAUGAAGAGAUCCCAGACAUAGAUGUUGAAGUGGAUGUUGAUGAAUUAAACUCUGAACAAACUUUGGAGCUGAACAAACUCGCUACCACUUACGGAAUGUCUGAGGGUGACUUUGUCAGGAUGCUGCGUAAGGACAAAGAGGAGGUGGAGGCAAUUAAACAUGCCAAGGCCCUGGAGGAGGAGAAGGCGAUGUACUCGGGACGAAGGUCGCGACGGCAAAGAAGAGAAUUCAGAGAAAAGCGUUUGAAGGGGAGGAAAAUCAGCCCACCCAGUUAUGCAAGGAGGGACAGCCCAACAUAUGAUCCAUAUAAAAGGUCACAGUCUGAAUCCAGCUCAGGGACGAGAUCACGGUCACGCUCGAACUCCCCAGCCCACGAGGAGAAGAUCACUUACAUCACAAGUUUUGGGGGCAGUGAGGAUGAGGGCGCAUCAGCUGCACAGGCAGGAGUGGCCACAGCCAAGACCCCAUUGAGCAGGCACCGGACUUCCAACUCGCUGCAAAGCUCUGGCACAGGUCAUACCAGCUCUUCCCGGCGUCGUUCCUCUUCCUCUUCCAGGUCUUCCAGAUCUCGGUCCGGUUCUCGUAACCACCAUUCCCGCAGGCAUCGGCGAUCAAGCCGCUACUCGCGCUCCCGUUCGCGCAACAGGCACUACUCCGGGUCCCACGGGCGGUAUGGCAGGGGGUGUUCCCGGGAUGGGCGCCGCUGCUCACGCUCGCAGUCUCGCUCAGCCGACAGGAUGCGAUACGUCAGCUCCCGCAGCCGCGGCAGGCGAUCCAGGUCAAGGAGUCAUUCGCGUUCAGGUGACCGUUAUCGCCGGAGCACCAGGACAAGCUACAGCUCGAGUCGACGUUGGAACAGCAGCAGUCGGAGCAGCAGCGACAGUAUGAGUGGCUCCCAGAGUCAGAGCAAAUCUUUGUCCCCCGUCAAAGAGAACCUGGGAAAAGUGGCUGCUUCACCUGCCAUGGGCGAGAAAUUGAAAAAGUCUGACACUCCUGUGGGUAAAGAGUCCGGAGCUGCCAAACCAAAGCUGACACCACAGGAAAAGCUGAAACUCCGCAUGCAGAAGGCGCUGAAUAAACAGUUUAAAGCUGACAAGAAAGCGGCUCAGGAGAAACAGAUGCAGCAAGAACAGGAGCGACAGGAGCGUGAAGAUGAACUACGAGCCAUGGCUCGAAAGAUCCGACUAAAGGAGCGAGAACGCAGAGAUAAAGAAAGGGACGAGUGGGAGAAGGAGUACCCGAGAAGGAGCCGUUCAUGCUCCCCAAGACACGGCCGUGAUUACAGCAGCUCAUCGCGAAGACGUUCUCGCUCGCGUUCGAGAAGCCCUCACCAUCGUCAUUAGAAGCCACUGCUCAUCCUUCAGUUGGCCUCCUCGCUAAUUUUAGCGUUCCUCUUGAUCCAUCGACACGGCCAGUAACACAGCGUUCUCUCCACGCAGAGCCAUCAAGAACUAGCUGCAGGAGCCAAAUGCCUAAUAACUACUGUGCACGUGCGCCUGUAUGUAUGUACAUUCUAUUUAUCGUGUCAGCGAUGUACACCCAACCACUUUGGGUUGUAUCUGUACUGCAGCUGUGUAUAACCCAGGGUUGGAAGCAAAGCACGUCUGUAAUUGUCACAGUUUUAUUUAGUAAAGUAUAGAGUGACUCUGCUUCAAAAGAUUUGCUUUAAGGUGACCGUACCAGCAAACAGCUCUGUUUUUAAUCUCGUUUUUUUUCCUUCUUUGACACCUAAUCUUUUGUCUGCUUUCUCAGUCACAAUAUUGACAAAAUGUUUGGACGCGGGUAUGUUUGUGUGUGCGUGUGUGUAUGUAAUGCGUGUACAUUUGUAUCUCCAUUUGACAGCUAUCCUCGUUAGUUUUAAGGGGCUGGAAGUGGGUGAAAGUCUUGCCUUAGUUUGUGACCUUACUCUGCUGGAGAGCACAAGUGAUAGCAACUGAACUGUACUUCCUGUAAGGUCUGGUACAUGGUUUGGUUUCCCUUCCCUGUUCAAGGACUGGGCCCCUGUGCUUUCUUAGGGUAGUCUGGUGACUCCAGAAAGAUGUUAUUGUGUGUCAAAACCAAAAUGGGUAUUUAGUGACAAAUUAAAACGCUUGCAGACUCAGACUGGAAUUAGAUGCUCCCACAAACAGAGAAGUAGCCCAACACCUUGGUAUCCCACCUUCCUGAGAAGAUUGAAAGCAAGAGGGUGCAUUCCGAUGGUACAGGACUGUGUCUGUAUAGCAUGAAUGCAGAAGUGUCAAAUAAACAUACCUUUUUUUUUCUAAAGAAAAAUUCUGCUGCCCCUUUCUGGCAAGGCUGUGCUCUGGGCUGUUGUAGGCCUCCCGCCCAUUAGUGCCAGUGGUGAGCCCCCCUCCCCCCAAUACCAUUGUGCCCCUGAGUUGAAGGUCCUGCUGCCAAAUGUUUCUUAUCACUCUGUGAAUAAAUUCAGCAACAAGUCUGUACCCAAUUGGAGAUGAAGCAAAGCACCAUAACAGAAAGUAGAACUGCCAGGGCACAAAACCCACGAUGGACAGCCCCACCAGGAGGAAACACCUGUCCCUUUUUUUAAAGUGUCGGACAGUUUGGUUCCGCAGAAGUGCUGUGCCUGGCGAGUUUUCAAUCGCUGUGUUGGAAAGGAAAUUGUUAUUUACCAGAAAGCAUCAUUUCUGUACAGAGUUUACUCUUGGGUGUGUGUGCUAUCAGGUCCAGCUCAAAUCCAUGUUGAGGGAUUUUGGAGAUGUCCUGUUUCUGAGCUGGUUUAAGCAAGUGUCUGUCCUGGGCAGUACCUGCUCUGCAAUUCCAAUGCAGCGAAACCUGAUUUGGUUUAUCAUCUUUUGUUUAAAAUUUUCAGAUCAAUUAGAAAACCAUCUGUGUUUCGCGAGUUGAUAUUUUCUCUCCCCCAGCUCGCUAUCCUUUGGGCUACAUUAAUUCAUUGACAUUGUCUGUCUUGUUUUGUUCCCUCUCUUGUAUCUAUGGGAAGGAGGGCCCUGCUUGUGAAGAUGUGAUUCUGUGAUUAUUGUGUCUUGCUGUGACUGCAGACUGAUUCGGGCUUCACCACUUUAUUCUGACGUGUUUAAACAUUUUUAGGAGUUUUUGUCAUGUACAGUUUGUAAUUUUUGCCUCUUUCUGUAAAAUGUUUCUCCUUUAACAAAAAGUAAAAGUUUCUGUUUUCUCUG